Messenger RNA from Manihot esculenta (cassava), 1433 nucleotides. RefSeq names its product loganic acid O-methyltransferase. The coding region runs from base 44 to 1141 and encodes 365 amino acids. Gene Ontology annotation, molecular function: S-adenosylmethionine-dependent methyltransferase activity. The record is from RefSeq and is a predicted model, not a curated record. The transcript has 3 exons. NCBI's taxonomy places the organism in Eukaryota, Viridiplantae, Streptophyta, Magnoliopsida, Malpighiales, Euphorbiaceae. Gene Ontology annotation, biological process: methylation.
CCUAUAUUCCAAGCAAAGCGCAGCAGAGACUAGCUACUCAGAGAUGGCAGCAUUGGUGAGAGAAACAGUAGAGGAAAAUGCUGUUGAUGGAUUAGAAGCCAACAGCUACUUCAAAAACUCUCUCUACCAGAGACUAGCUGCAAAUGUCACAAUGGAUAUAAUAAAUGAAGCAAUCACCAAGAAGCUAGAUGUAAAAUCCUUCUCAUCCACUUCUAAUAAUACAAUCUGUGUUGCUGAUUUUGGAUGCGCAGUUGGUCCAAAUACUUUUAUCUCUUUGCAAGCUUUGAUAGAUAUAAUAAAAAAGAAGUAUCUAUCCCAGUUUCCUAACGAACCCAUGCCCGAAUUCCAAGUGUUCUUUAAUGAUAUGCCUUCAAAUGAUUUCAAUACACUCUUCAGAUCUCUCCCAUCAGACAGGGAAUACUUUGCAGCAGGGGUUCCAGGUUCUUUUCAUGGACGAGUGUUCCCCAGUUCUUCCCUCCAUGUUGUGCAAUCCAAUUACGCACUCCAUUGGCUCUCUAGGGUACCAGAAAGUUUGGAAGACAAGAACUCUCCUGCCUGGAACAAGGGGAAGAUUCACUAUGCAGGGGCCUCAGAUGAGGUGCUUAAAGCAUAUGCAGAAAGAUGGGCUGAAGACUUGAAUAACUUCCUGAAUGCAAGAGCUGAAGAGAUAAUGCCUGGAGGGACGCUUAUAGUUAUCAUGCCAAGUAUCCCUGAUGGAAUGCCUUAUUCUGAACUUGCAAAUGGCAUAUUGUACAGUUGUUUCGAAUCCAUCCUCCUUGACAUGGCUAAAAAGGGAACAAUAAGUGAAAAGCAAGUGGAUGCCUUCAACUUGCCAAUUUAUGCUGCAACUCCAGGAGAAUUUGCGGCUGCGGUGGAAAAGAAUGGCUAUUUCAACAUUGAAGCCAUAGGACUAACAAAUCCAGCUCCUUGGCUAACAGAUACAAUGCACGUUGAAAUGAAAGAAUAUGUGAGGCACAUUAGGGCUCCAAUGGAAGGAAUGUUCACCAAACAUUUCCCAGAAGAAAUUGUGGAUGAAAUAUUUGAGGAGUUACUGGUAAAUCAACUUCCGAAAGUCUUCGCCAAAAUGGAAAGAGCUUACAAGGAUAAAAUUCAAUCUCACUAUGUGCUUCAACGCAAAUGAAUUAAUUUUGUGCUGGUUAUGUGUGAUAAGUAUAAUAAAUAAAUGAUAAAAAUAAUUGAUGCGAGUAUGGAAAAAUAAGGUUGUGGCAUAGUUCUUGAACACAAGUUAUUUAUAAGUUUGCAUCAAUAAUAAAAAUUUUACAUAAUAAAUUACUCUCUCCAUCAUAGAAAUUGUGGAUGAAAAAUUCGAGUAGUUACUGUUAAAUCAAUUUUCAACGGUCUUCAACAAGAUGGAAAGAGCUUACAAGAACAAUAUUUAUUUUUACUAAGUGUUUCAAUGCAAAUGAAUUAAU